This is a messenger RNA of Penicillium soppii, 1413 nucleotides long. It is a transcript of the gene sen2, whose product is annotated as tRNA splicing endonuclease subunit SEN2. Gene Ontology annotation, molecular function: nucleic acid binding; tRNA-intron lyase activity. The transcript has a single exon. The coding region runs from base 1 to 1413 and encodes 470 amino acids. The record is from RefSeq and is a predicted model, not a curated record. Gene Ontology annotation, cellular component: tRNA-intron endonuclease complex. Gene Ontology annotation, biological process: tRNA splicing, via endonucleolytic cleavage and ligation; tRNA-type intron splice site recognition and cleavage. NCBI's taxonomy places the organism in Eukaryota, Fungi, Ascomycota, Eurotiomycetes, Eurotiales, Aspergillaceae.
AUGGCUACUCCAGUAACCAACAUGGACAAGCCGGCGGCUACCCAGUCGGAACCGGCAAAGGUUGCCCGUCCCCGUGCACCUCGUCCUCCUAGGCCCAACUUCAGACAAAUUCACCAGUUUCCUCUCCCGGUCAAUGUACAUCAUGUUCCACCUGUAAUUCCUCAUAACCCUUUAUCUCUCAUAAGCGUCGCUCUCUCGUACCUCACAUUCCUUAUCUCCCCACCUCGUCGUCAAGAAGUCCACUCGGCCUACUUUGACAAGGCCACUUCAUCGAUCCAUGUUACGGACGAGAAGGCCAUUAAAGCCUUGUGGGAGAUGGGAUUCUUUGGCAAAGGUAGUCUCAGUCGAAGUGAGCCUAGUUGGCUGGCGCGAGAGAAAAAGAGGCGAGGGUUACAUGACGGCAAGACCAGUGAGGAAAUUACAAGAGCCCGACGAGAGGAGCGUCGUGGACUGAAGUUAGAGCGUGCUCGUAUGGAAAAAUUGGCCAUCGAGGAGAUGCUUAAGGCUGAAGCUGCUGCUAGAGAGUCUGGUUCUACCGAUGACCCUACUGGGCAAUCAACGCCAGACGACACAGCUAAUGGCACAGCGACCCCAGCCGAGAAAUACUCUCUGAAGAAGGCGAAGGAGGCUAAAAUGCUGGAGGCUCGGGAGGCACGCUUGGCAGCUCAGAAUGCGGAUCUCGAACAGAAGCCCGAAACCGAAACCAAUGGAAAAUCCGUGCGCUUCUCGCCACUCGUGCAGAAAAAAGAGUUCUCAUCAAACUCGCCAUUAUCUGAAAGUGUCGUGGAGUCACUCGAUGUAGACGACUUCCCCAACGAGGAACAUUUACAACUUUCCAACGAAGAGGCAUUCUUCCUCGCCUACGGACUCGGAGCUUUGCAAAUCUACGACGCACCUUUGAGCUCGGAAGACCAAUCCACCUCACCAACCCCCAUCUCCGCCCUCCUCCAACAGUUCUGCCACCACUCCUACCAACCAACCCGUGAAGGCACCGCCGCCCUCCAACCCGAUGAUCCCUUCAUGGUAUCAUACACCGUUUACCAUCACUUCCGAUCCCUGGGCUGGGUCAUCCGUUCCGGUGUGAAAUUCGGAACUGAUUACCUGCUUUACAACCGCGGACCCGUCUUCUCCCACGCCGAGUUCGCAGUCGUCGUCAUCCCAUCCUACACUCACCCCUACUGGUCCGAAACGGAGGAGCGGAAGAAAUAUACAGCGGAGAAGCAGGCGAGGAGUUGGUGGUGGUUGCAUUGUGUGAACCGUGUCCAGGCUCAGGUGAUGAAAAGCUUGUGUCUUGUCUACGUGGAUGUGCCUCCGCCUGCUGCUUCCAUUGAUGAUAUUGGAGCCUUGUUUGGCCAGUACAAAGUCCGCGAGUUUAUGAUCAAACGAUGGACUCCGAACAGGACUCGUGAUUGA